Molecule: messenger RNA, 1680 nt
Organism: Nerophis lumbriciformis (worm pipefish)
Lineage: Eukaryota; Metazoa; Chordata; Actinopteri; Syngnathiformes; Syngnathidae
Source: RefSeq, a predicted model, not a curated record
AUGGUCGUGUCGGCGCGGAGCUGGCUCGCCAACGAGGGAGGAAAACACUUUAUCCUGAUGCUGUGGUUGGGAGCGAACACCUGGCUCUUUGUCAAAACUUUCCUGAUGUACUCCAGAGGACAGCAGUAUUACUACCUUUACAAGAUGCUUGGGCUUGGAUUGUGCAUCAGCAGGGCCUCUGCAGCCGUGCUGAACUUGAACUGCAGCUUGGUGCUCUUGCCCAUGUGCCGAUCUCUGCUUACUUUUGUUCGAGGAACACACAUGUUAUCAAGCAGAAAGACCCGGCGACUACUAGACAAGAGCAAGACAUUCCAUGUGGCUUGUGGGGUUGCCAUCUGCGUCUUCUCUGUUGUUCAUGUUUCUGCCCACCUGGUGAACGUUGUCAACUUCAGUAGUGGCUACUCUGAUGACUUUCCCGCUCUUAACUUUGCUCGCUACAAAGGAGAGGACCCAAAGUUAAUCAUUCUGACCACAGUUCCAGGAAUCACUGGUGUUCUGUUGGUUGUCAUCCUUUUUCUGAUGUUCACAUCUUCCUCUUAUUGUGUACGAAUAUACAACUAUGAGAUAUUUUGGUACACACACAACCUCUUCAUCAUCUUCUAUAUCAUCCUUAUGGUACACAUGGUCGGAGGAGCGCUAAAAUAUCAGACCAACAUAGAGGCCCAUCCCCCAGGAUGCCUGCGAGCCAAUAGCAGCAGUGCAGAGCAACAGGAGGAGGAGCUGGAGCAACGUAAGGAAGAGGGGAUACGAUGCAGGGCAGAGGCUCACUUCCAGCCUCACUGCCCCCAGACAUGGCUGUGGGUGUCUGGUCCUCUGUGUCUCUACUGUGCGGAGCGUCUCUACCGCUACAUCCGGAGCAGUAAUCCAGUUACCAUUGUUACUGUCAUCAGGCAUCCCUGUAAUGUCAUUGAGUUGCGAAUGCUCAAGAAGAACUUUAAAGCUCUCCCAGGGCAGUAUAUUGUUCUCAACUGUCCCGACGUCUCAUCAUUUGAGAACCAUCCUUUCACGCUCACGGCGUGUCCUACAAAGAACAAGGAAACAUUUGGCAUCCAUCUUCGGGUUGUGGGAGACUGGACUCAGCGCUUCACGCAGCUGUUACUUCCUGACAUGAGGAGAGACUUGGAUGUCCUCCCUGUGGUGCAUCAGAGGAGAUACCCCAAGCUUUAUGUUGAUGGUCCGUUUGGAAGUCCUUCAGAGGAAGUUUUCAACUACGACGUCAGCCUUUGUGUCGCGGGAGGGAUAGGGGUCACGCCGUUCGCCUGCGUGCUAAAUGCUCUGCUUGACGAGUGGAAGAGGUUCAGGUUAAAGAGGUUAUACUUUGUGUGGGUCUGCAGGGAGCUCCAGUCCUUCUACUGGUUCGCAGAGCUACUCUGUGCUCUACAUCAUAAGUUAUGGCAUGAAAACAGGCCUGACUACUUUAACUUGAAGCUCUACGUCAGUCAGGCGGACAACCUACAGUGCAUAUCUGAGGAGAAAUACCGUCCGCUUGCGUCACGACUGCAGGUGGGACGACCCAAGUGGAAGUUACUAUUGGAUGACAUCGGAAGGACUAACACGCAUAAGCGAGUGGGAGUUUUCUGCUGUGGACCCAAGGGCAUUUCUAGGACUCUUCACAGACUCUGUAACACAUCUCAGUUCCCUGGAACAACUUUUGAAUUUAACAAGGAGUCCUUCAGAUGA